AUUUCUCCUGUUUUUUCAUAGUGCUGCAAACGAAAGUUGCGAGUUUUACAAAUUCUCCGAUAUUUCUCGUUUGAAAUCUUUUGUUUAGCAGAUUUUGUGGUACUUUGUGAUAAUCGAUUGAGAUUUUCUUAUAAUUUUUGUGAAUGGAGGCGAACGAGUUCACGGAUUUUGAUCGUCUAUCGUGUUGAAUCCAUCGAAGGAAUUUCAAGCUUUCGAAAUCUGCUGUUUGAUUACAGUCAAAUUGUAACCCUGCUGUUUGAAAAUCUGUCAAGUUUUUUUGAAUUUCUUUCGAUAUUUAAGAAGAGAUGGAUUGUUGGCUGAUGGGAUUUAAGGGAACUCCGAUAGCAACACGAGCUGGUUUGCGAACAAAGCAGGCAGGACGAAGCUCGUAUAUACAGACGUAAUUAGGGGAUGGUAGAGUGUUGAUUUGUUUGUAUUGUUUUCUUGUGUAAUUGUGUGAAGCUUUAUUACCUAGCUCGAAUACAGAUAUGGAGAGUACUACGGUAAGGCAACUAUUGAGGAGUAUUUGCCUUAAUUUGCAGUGGGAAUAUGCAGUCUUUUGGCUGUUUAAACACCAGAACAGUAUGUUCUUAGCCUGGGAGGAUGGGUAUUGUGAGUAUCCAAAUACAAGAGCUUCAGCUAAGUCUAAGUCCAGAAAUGUUGGCUUCGGCCAGGAAGCAUGGAUUGCUUCUUCUUCUUCUUCUUGCUGUGAAGUCAGUAUAGAUAGUAGAAGUGGUGAAGGAUAUACAGUUGGAGCAGCAGUAGCGAGUAUGGCUUGUCUCAUGUACUCGUUAGGCGAGGGGAUUGUUGGGAGAGUGGCAUCUACAGAAAAUCAUUGCUGGGUUUUCUCAGAUGAGUUCGACGAAACCGAGUUUCCGGAAGAAUGGCAACUCCAGUUCGCAGUAGGUUUAAAGACAAUUUUGCUUGUACCUGUAGCUCCACUUGGGGUUGUGCAGCUUGGCUCACUAGAAAAGGUCAGAAAAGAUAUGAAGGUAGUAACAGAUAUCAAAAAUAUGUUCACCACCCUUCAUCUCGUUACAGAGACGUGUAUGCCUUCAAUAUUGAGUAAGGAUCUCCAAGGUCAAUCAACAUUCUCACUGAGGUCUGACGUGAAGAAAAUUGAACCCUCAGAUUUUACCACUGACUUUAUAGAUCCAAUCCCGUCUUCAGUAAUGGUGAAAAGAGAUCACACAAUUAAUUAUGUUCAAAUAUCAGAGGACAGUUUGUCAAUCGUAAAUUCUGACAUUAGAUCACAGCUCACUGAACAAGAUAGCUUUCUCACCAACACAAACGAUGCUGGUAUGAGCGGCACUGAGGCUGGUGAUUUAUCCCCGGAUCCCUCUACAGAAUCAUUUUCACAGAGCCAGUCUUCAUAUGUCAGCCAUUUGCAGUUGAGUGAUAUAUCAAGCUUCCUUCUUCAAGAGGAAGUAUCAGUAUCUUCUCCAAGUAAUCUCACCAGUCUUGGAUUUGAUUUUGACACUGACAUGUUUAUAAAUCUGUGGUCUUCCAAUGAAUUGAUAGAUCCACCCUUUAGUGAGGAAAUAUAUAAUGAUUAUGAAAGUGAAUGUGGCCUUUUAACCUUUCCCACUGAUUAUGAGCUAACUAGUGCCUUUGGUCCACCUAUUGAAGAAUGGUGCAAUGAAUAUGCGACCAAGGGCAGUAUUGUUAGUGAAGGUGUAUGUAGUGUCUCCAGUUUGAUCUGCCAUCCAAAUUAUAUUGGGGGUUUGGAAUCGCCCAUCAGGAAAUUUGAUGAAUUCUCCAACGAGCUAAUCACCGAAGAAGAUCUUUUGGAUGCAGUAGUUGCCAGUGCAGUGACAUUCUCAAGUGGUGCUGCAUCUGGUAGACUUAACAGUGUUAGAUCCUCAACUGCUUCAUGUGGACUGUUGAGUCCUUCUCGCCAAACCCAGAGUCAACCUCAACCUAAUCACUUGGUAGGUGAUUCAGGUCAGUGGGGUUAUGGAAUGACUGCAUUUGCUGACGAACAAAAAGUUCCUGAAAGUUGUGUAUCUGAAUACUCAUUGAAGAGUGUAGUUACCGUACAGGUCGAUGAAAUGCAGAAGAAAAGAAUACAGUCCAAGAGGGGGAGCAAACAAUCUGCUAUUGGGAAAAGGAAGUCCAAGGUUGCGGAUAUUCAAAAGCAAAGGCCAAGGGACAGACAGAUGAUCCAAGAUCGUGUGAGAGAGCUGCGAGAACUUGUUCCAAAUGGUGCAAAGUGCAGUAUUGAUUCUUUGUUAGAUCGAACCGCAAAGCACAUGCUUUACUUAAGAAAUGCUACCAGCCAAGCUAAGAAGGUGAAGCAACAUGUGAAGCGCAAGGUUAUAGGCAGGAAGGACUCGAGAUCAUCUGAAACACCAAGUCACCAUAAUGGCAGAGACUGGAGUGUCUGCCCUGUCAUUAUUGAAGACCUUGAUCACCCACGGCAGAUGCUCAUAGAGGUGCUAUGUGAAGAUCAUAAGCUUUUCCUGGAAAUUGCCCAGGUGCUCCGGGAUUUGGGCCUCACCAUCUUAAAAGGGGUAACGGAGGCACGCUCCAACAAGAUAUUGGCCCACUUUGUUGUUGAGGUUUCAACUGGCUUCAAUAGGAUGGAUAUAUUCUGGCCCUUGAUGAACUUAUUGAAGCUGUGCAAUCCGGUUCCUACCAUUUUCUGAGACUCUGUAUUAGUCCUGGAGUUCAGGAGAUUAUGGUAUUGGAGUUUUCAUUAUUAGGGAAUCUUUUUAGUAGAAGAACCUAGAUGUAGACCUUGGGUUAUAUUUUUGAUCAUAUCAAGUAAAACUUCAUUAUAGAUUGCAAUGAAUUUAUAUGUGAAUCAUAUGAUGCGUAUAGAACUGUAAUACAUACUGGUACAAUGGAUUUAUGUUGUUCUAUGGGUAUAUAUCUUGGAAGCUAGUUUUAUUUUCAUCAAAAGGGUGGUGAAGAAGUUCGGUGAGGUUGAGACUUGAUGACAAACUUUUCGCUGAAAUCAUAUCUACAGAUGUCUGGAUAGUAUUCAACUUUUUGCUCUCCUUCCAGGCAACUGCCAGGUCCUGCAUCUCCUGCAAGUUGGAAUUUCUGCAUGCAAGAUAGUUGGAGGUUUUGAUGAAGUAAUUCUGAUAAGUGCUGUUUUCCGUCACACCAUUACAAAGUUGAUUGUUCUGGAUUUUCAUGGUCAGAACCUCGUAGACUCAUGGUUGCCAUCAUCGAUUACCACCUUUUCCUUUAUUGAUAAAGGUAAUCUGUAUGAUUGAGCUGUGUUGCUAUUUUUGGCUGUAAGCUUGAUUAUUUCCAUUUUACUGUGUUGCAGAGCAAUCAAGUUACCACCACAGCUGGAUUUUCCUUGGCUGUUAUAACAAGGUUCAGAAGUAUCCUUCAGCCUUUUAGUAUCACUCAAGACUUCAUACUGGACGAGAACUGCCAAAUCUUUGGAGAACUUAUGUAUGGACGCACUGAAUAGCAAGUACUUUUUCUUGUGAAUUGUAAUACUUAAUAGGGAAAUCUUGGAAAACAAUAACUAGCAUUGUUCUUAAGUGUUCAAGAUAUGAUUUUUCAAUGGAAAUAGGAGAAGAGUUAUUAAAGUGUCCCCGACAGGACAGGUGGUUUCUUUGGAGAGUCUGAACUCAAGUAAGAUGUUACUACAACAAUAAUAGCUGUUUGUAAAUCAUCUUAUCAGCGUGACAACUGACAUCCGCAGAGAACCCUAGCUUCAGAAGUGGCUGCCUAAAGAGUUUCCCUUUUAACUCCAUUUCUAGUUACCUUGUUGCUCUCUCCGUAGAGUGCUCAUUGGUCUUAUGCACUCCUCUUUUCUGCUAAAUUUUUUUUUGUUGUUCUGGAGGUUUAGCUGUAUUCCCCUCCUUUGGCGCCUUUUUUUUCGUCGGGCUGCUUAAAAAUAAAAAACAAAACCUUUUGAUAGUAA
Messenger RNA from Papaver somniferum (opium poppy), 3889 nucleotides. RefSeq names its product transcription factor bHLH155-like. The transcript has 12 exons. Gene Ontology annotation, biological process: regulation of DNA-templated transcription. The coding region runs from base 489 to 2648 and encodes 719 amino acids. Gene Ontology annotation, molecular function: DNA-binding transcription factor activity; protein dimerization activity. The record is from RefSeq and is a predicted model, not a curated record. NCBI's taxonomy places the organism in Eukaryota, Viridiplantae, Streptophyta, Magnoliopsida, Ranunculales, Papaveraceae.